UGCGCGACCAAGCGCCCACCAACACUACCACCAGGGAGCGGGGCGCGAGGACGCAGGCAUGCCGAGGAGGAGCGACUCUUUGCCGGCCUGCCGCCGCCUCGUCUCCCGCUGGUUACCGAGGAGGUCUCCCAGAGGUUUUCCACAGGUCCUCGCCGGUUCUUGGCACUGAAGCAACGGAGAAGAAGAUGCCGGGCUGGCACGUAAUGACGUGAUGGUUCUGGUUCGUGUGCAGCGAGGUUGCCAGAAGAAACGGGUUGCAGAGAUUUUGCGUGAAAAGGGUUUGAUGGAGAUCUGGUCGAAUGUCAGCGGGAACGAUCGUGAUAGCAGGAGGAAUUCUUGCCGGAGUCAUUCUCGUGUGCAUUGUCGCCAUCCUAUGUUAUUGUCGACUGCAGUACUACUGCUGUAAGAAGAAUGACUCCGAGACGGACGCGGGCUCGGCCCCAGCCCCGGCGGCACCAUCCACCCCGCUCUCCCACUUCCCGUGCGAGACGUGCGACGCGCUGGCCAACGACGGGGCCGCCAUUACUCCCGUUUCUUUGGAGCAGCUGGACGCCGGCGUCCCGUGCCUCGCCUGCUCGCCGUACACCCGCCGCGCCGCCCCCCAAGUGCUUAACGGGGGCGAGCGUCUGGGCUUCCACACGUACUACGAGACUCCGCUGCCGUUGGGUUACGCCUGUCCGACCCCCCCGCCCAGGCCCUACAGCACCCAGGUGUGACCUUUGAACUGCGCAAUACCGGCCCACCUGAACUUUUGUGGCUUUGGAGCAACAUAGCACCAAAAUGUUUCUAGCAUCUGAAAUGAUUAACUUUAUUUCUUUUAUUUUUUUUCAUUCUUAUUCCCGCUUUUGAAUUGCGACUUCUUUUAGUGUUAAAAGUAUUCAAAACUUUAGCACUUCCAAGAAAGUAAAAUAAUAUAUUUUUAGCACUUGCAAGAAAAUGAAAGAUUUCAAAAUACUAUUUUUUAGCAUCCAAUCAAAAUUGAUUUAUUUCUUAACUUUUCUUUCCAUUUUGUGAGACAUAUUUUAGCUUUUGUGAGGGCUUUAACAUACUCAAAACUUUUGACAUAUUUAGAUAGAUUCUAGAUUCAUACAGCACAUAUAGAAAGAUCUAAAAAUAUAACAAAAGGAGAACAUAUAGUAUGAUACAUUCAUAAUUACUCAUAUUUUAAGAAAUAAUUUUAGGAUUUAUUUAAUAUACAACUUCUAAAUAUUUGAAGGGUUAUCCUACUAGUUUUCCCUCUUUUUUAAAAUUAAAUAAAGUAAUUGUCUGUGAUUGUGUGCAUGGGGGGCUUGUUCAAAUUAAUCACAUAAUUUUUUUUUUUUUAAAUACAAUACGCCACAGAAACUCUCUUGUAGUUUAGAAGCUAUCACUUAUUACUUUUAACUGACUUUU
Messenger RNA from Syngnathus acus (greater pipefish), 1392 nucleotides. RefSeq names its product protein FAM163A-like. The coding region runs from base 300 to 716 and encodes 138 amino acids. The record is from RefSeq and is a predicted model, not a curated record. Lineage: Eukaryota; Metazoa; Chordata; Actinopteri; Syngnathiformes; Syngnathidae. The transcript is spliced from 3 exons.